AUGAGCGCGCCCCGUGUAGGCCGCGCCUCUCUACAGGCCAAAUUGCACAUCACCACCCUUUCCAGAGGCAUAAAAAGCAAAGCGCGUCGACCAGCACAGUCAACCACCAAAACCAGCCAACCACAGAGGCAGACACCUCCUAAAUCCGAACUCCAGCGCUUCCAAGGACGCAUACGCACCGAGCAGGAAGCCACCCAGAAAAAGACCUAUCAUGGCAUCUCACCACGCGUGCUCACCUUUCUGGGUAUCACAGCCCUAACCAUCAGCACGUACACGGGCUACCUGUACGCGUCGUACACGCGCGAAGUCAGCAAAGCGCAAUCCCUCGACGUCCCCACAGACGUCUCGGAUCGGUACAAUUCUACGGCGCCCACUUUCGACGCGGAGGUUGAAUUGUCUGAGAAGGCUAUGCGCAUGGGAACCAAGCGCGCUGAGCUUGUCCGUAUGGCGCGCGGCGAUGUGCUGGAGGUUAGCUGUGGUACGGGCCGGAAUUUGGAGUACUACGAGCUCGGUGAGCGGCGCGGAGUGGACUCGGAGGGAAAGGGAGUGAUUAAGGGAUGUCGAACGCUGACUCUGGUGGAUUUGAGUCCGCAAAUGGUAGCGAUCACAGAGGAGAAGUUCCGUCAGUUGAGGCCAGAGUUUACACGGGUGCUAUUCCGUGCACAGAAUGCGGCAACGGUUCCCGUUGAAAAGCCCCUUGUGACGAAAACUAGUGAUGUCGAUACUCAAGGAGCCCGAGAAGAUCGGUACUACGAUACCAUCGUGCAGACUAUGGGAUUAUGCUCGAUGCCGGACCCCGUGGCGACGCUGCAGCAUUUGGGUUCGAUUACUGAGCCUAACCGGGGUCGCAUCUUGCUUCUCGAGCAUGGCCGGUCGUAUUAUGGCUGGUUGAAUCGGAUUUUGGAUAAUCUGGCGCCGGCACAUGCGGACCGGCAUGGGUGUUGGUGGAAUCGGGAUAUUGGGGCUAUUGUGAAGGAGAGUGGGUUGGAGAUUGUGGAGGAGAAGCGGUGGCAUUUUGGGACGACUUGGAAGUAUGUUCUACGGCCGAGGCAAGAGGGAGAUAAGAAGGCUUGA
This is a messenger RNA of Penicillium subrubescens, 1074 nucleotides long. Its product is annotated as class I SAM-dependent methyltransferase. NCBI's taxonomy places the organism in Eukaryota, Fungi, Ascomycota, Eurotiomycetes, Eurotiales, Aspergillaceae. The record is from RefSeq and is a predicted model, not a curated record. The transcript has 2 exons. The coding region runs from base 1 to 1074 and encodes 357 amino acids.